This is a messenger RNA of Symbiodinium pilosum, 1794 nucleotides long. NCBI's taxonomy places the organism in Eukaryota, Dinophyceae, Suessiales, Symbiodiniaceae. The record is from the annotation of a GenBank genome assembly.
AUGGUCUUUGGCUUCGGCACCAGCACGCCUGCGCAAGCAAGCAGCACUGCGAGCCCGUUUGGUGGCUUCAGCGGCUUCAGCGGUUUCGGCCAAAGCAGCGGCAGCACAACUGCGGGGCCUGUCACCUUUGGCUUCGGAAGCCAGGCUGUAAGUUUUGGAGCUCCUGCAGUCUCCUCCGCGGUGGAGACCAAAGUGCUGGCGGAAUUGCCAGACUUCACAACAGACAGGAUACCCACAGGAGAUGUCUUUGUCCACGGCAGUGGUGAGUGCGAUCAGCUUGGCUUGGGAGAUGCUGUCCGUGAACGGCAAAAGCCGACGCUCGUCAAAUCCUUGACGGGGCUCAGCAUCUGUGAAAUCGCCGUGGGUGCCAUGCACGUGCUGUGCUUGACUACGGGGGGAGCCAUCUACAGUUGGGGCUGCAAUGAUGACGGGGCCCUAGGCCGAGCUUCAUCCGAUGGUUCAGAUGGCGGGCCGUCAGAUGUCGAGCCUCAUGUAGUGAUGAUGCCCCAAGGAGUCGUAGUUCGUCACGUGUCCUGUGGAGAUGGUCACAGCUGUGCUUUGGACGACAGCCGCCGUGUGUGGCUCUGGGGAACCUACAAGGAUUCCAACGGCUACAUCGGCAUCGUGCGCAAGCGCAAGCAAGAAGCAGAAGUCUUGGAGAAGAGCGCAGAACCCACUUUGGUUCUUGAGAGCUGUCUUCAAGUAGCAAGUGGUGCCAACCAUACUGUAGCGCUGGUGGAUGCGGGCAAUAGCAAGAAAGUCUUUGCCUGGGGCUCCAACGCAACCGGACAGCUUGGAUUGCAAGAGGGCUGCGGCUUCUCUGAGCGCCUGCUGCCAUGCUCUGGAAGCAUUGCGAACCUCGCGCCGCGCGAAGGCGGUGGUUGUGAAAUUGCCGGGGAACAGGUUGUUCGCUUACAUCUUGCUGAUGGCUCUGUGCGCAGUGCGGCUUCCAUGACUGUUGAGCAGGUCCAGCAAACUGUGGCGCAAGGUGCGAAAGAGUUGGUGCUGCAGCUUCCGGAUAGGGAGGUCCCCAAGACUGAGAAGAAGAAACUGCUGCAUCCACAAGACAUGCCACUGGCAGCCGCUGCAACUGGUGAGUCCGAGGUCAUCGCAUCAGGUGUGCACGCGAGUGCCGAAUGCAGCUUUGUGACGUUCCAGGGCGGUUCAGUGCGUGGCUGUGGCUUGAACGGAGAUGGGCAGGUCGGAGUUGGCUUCGUGAGUAUGGCUGUGCCUCAGUUACAAGCAGUGCCUGCAGUGGCAGGAGCCUCUUGGUUGGGUGGUGGCCUCUACAACACGGCUGCUCUGGUGGAUGGACGUGUCUUCACUUGGGGCAAGGCAGAGGAAUGCGGACUUGGUCUCGGGGCCAAGGACCCUCCGGUUCUGCAGCCUCGAGAAGUAUUAGGUCUUCCAAAAGUUCGUGCUCUUCGCAGUGGCGGUCAUCACACACUGGCUAGCACGGCUGAUGGUGACCUCUUCAUGUGGGGCUGUGGCUUGACCCACCAGUUGGCAAACCGGCCCAGAGAUGUGUCCAACCCUAUUGAUACUAAUGAGGAGCCCGCAGACGAACUGAAGCCGUACAGAGUGUCGUCAAAGCAGCUGCAGAAGCGGUUCGUCAUGCUGGCAGAUGGGGGCGCUCAGCACAGCGUGGAGCUUGCUUGGGAUGGCGCAUACAGCGCUCCCAGCCAAGACGGGGUGUCCCAGGAUGAAGCUAUCACCCCAGAGCUGGUGUCCGAGGUCCUGCGCUAUUUCUCCGGGCGAAUGCUGGAGGAGCCUCCCGUGGCAGGGACCCCGUGA